Molecule: messenger RNA, 2834 nt
Organism: Carya illinoinensis
Lineage: Eukaryota; Viridiplantae; Streptophyta; Magnoliopsida; Fagales; Juglandaceae
Product: GTPase Der
Molecular function (GO): GTP binding
Source: RefSeq, a predicted model, not a curated record
UAAAACGGUAAAACCUCAAAAAAUUCUCUCUCUCUCUCUCGCGUCCAGCGCCACAUUUUCAGAGCCACCCCUGUCCCCGUCCUCUCUGUCCUUCCUCCGACGUGUAGCGCCCCGGAUCAAACUCCUCCCUCUGCAGCGUCCAGGCGCCCCACCCCCCCCCCCCCCCCUCUCUUUCUCUUUCCGUUUUCAUUCUCGUCGACGCCUCGCCACGUUGUUCCUCUCCGUCCAUCUCUCUCUCUGUGGAAACUUUCAGCCGCCGAUUUUUAGUUAACACUUAACAGGAACUAACUCCCUGACCCUCUGGGUACAGGGCGUCAUACAACAAGUCAUCCCCUCGACCGCCAACGCACAAAAAAAAAUAUCUACCUUGCAAAUGAUUGACUAAGAACCAUGAAUGUACACGAAACUUUCUGCUGUUCGUGCAACUCUGGUUUUCACUUUGUGUUUUCGAGCUCCCAUGAUUUGGUUCUGUGACAUCAAAAUCAUGUUCUUCCUCUUCUACACGGAGACGGGUACAAAACACUCGUGGAAAUCAGCUAAACAGUUUGAAUGUAUAGUGGCUUAGCAAGGAGUGGAAGUUUGUUGUCUUUCUGUAUGAAGUGUUGCUGGUUAUUAUUACAGCCAAUAUUCGAGUAUGUCUUACUCAUGGGUUCGAGACAUUUCAGUCCGGAAGAGGCAUUAUGGCCUUGUUUGUCUUCUUCAUGCAAGGACUUUUCUACCCAGCCGUGUGACUGGCCCAAUCCAAAAUUUCUUGAAACAUAGUGACCACCUUCAUUCUAUAGCUCGUUCUGGUCAAUCCAUCAAGAUCGCAACAGAAUCUCUAUGUAGUGGCGCCGUUAUCAAUGACAACCAAAGUACAUCUUCGGUUUCGGAUUUCUCCAGGUUGAUCUUGAGCAUGCGUCCACCUAGUGUGGUUCAGUCUAAGGCGGGACUUUGCAUGCUGGCUGAAAAUGAACGGUUGGAUCCUGAUUCGUGUAAUCAUGCAAGUGGUCCUUCAGAAGAGUCGUGUGUGGAUUUCAGAUCUGAUGAUGAGGAUGGCGUUACCGGGAAUGAAGUAAAAGGCAUGUUUAAAAAGCCCGUGGAUUUCACCAAGAUUGACAUUAAUUUGCUUCCAACUGUAAUAAUAGUUGGGCGCCCAAAUGUGGGCAAGUCAGCUCUGUUUAACCGUUUAAUUCGGAGGAGAGAGGCUCUUGUGUAUAAUACACCGGAUGAUCAUGUUACUCGGGAUAUAAGAGAAGGUGUUGCCAAGUUGGGUGAUCUGCGAUUUAGAGUGUUGGAUUCGGCUGGCUUAGAAACAGCAUCAUCUUUGGGGUCUAUUCUUGACCGAACUUCAAGAAUGACAGCAAAUGUGCUAGCAAGGUCUCAGUUUGCAGUAUUCCUCAUAGACGUGAGAGCUGGACUUCACCCCCUUGAUGUGGAGGUUGGAAAGUGGCUACGUCGACAUGCCUCCGGAAUCAAGCUUAUAGUAGCAAUGAAUAAGUGCGAAUCACUUUUUAAUGGCAGUAGCUCUCUUAAGGCAGCUGCUGAUGAAGCCUAUAGGUUAGGAUUUGGGGACCCUAUUGCUAUAUCUGCUGAGACUGGACUGGGUAUGACAGAACUUUAUGAAGUUCUUAAACCUAUGCUUGAGGAUUAUAUGCUUCCAGUCUUAAAUGAUGGAGCUAAUCAAGGCAAUAACGAGGACAAUGAGUCUAGUGAAGUUGGGGAAAAGCUGCCAUUACAGUUAGCAAUUGUAGGACGGCCUAAUGUUGGAAAGUCAACCUUGCUGAAUACAUUGUUACAAGAAGAUCGUGUUUUGGUGGGUCCAGAAGCUGGAUUGACAAGAGAUUCAAUUAGAGAACAUUUUGAAUUUCAAGGAAGAACAAUAUAUCUGGUUGAUACAGCAGGUUGGUUGCAAAGGACAAAACAGGAGAAAGGACCAUCAUCUUUGAGCAUUGUCCAGUCCAGAAAGAGUCUAAUGAGGGCUCAUGUAGUUGCUUUGGUCCUUGAUGCAGAUGAGAUUGCAAAAGCUAGACGAAGUAUGAAGCAUGAUGAAGUGGUUAUAGCAAGACGAGCAGUGGAAGAAGGGCGUGGUUUGGUCGUGAUCGUGAACAAGAUGGAUCUUCUAAGCGGGAAACAAAAUAAGAAGUUAUAUGCAAAGGUUAUGGAAGCUGUCCCUCUAGAAAUCCAGAGAAACAUACCCCAGGUUACAGGAAUACCCGUUGUGUUCAUUUCAGCAUUGGAGGGAAGGGGCCGGAUAGCUGUCAUACGCCAGGUUAUUGAUACAUAUGAAAAAUGGUGUCUAAGAUUGUCUACAGCUCGUCUCAAUCGUUGGUUGCUCAAGGUUAUGAGCAGGCAUUCUUGGAAAGAUCAGGCUGCACGGCCCAAGAUCAAAUACUUCACCCAGGUGAAGGCCCGGCCGCCCACUUUUGUUGCCUUUGUGAGUGGGAAGAAACAGCUCUUGGAUACAGACCUCAGGUUCCUAACAAAAUCAUUGAAGGAAGACUUUGAUUUGGGUGGAAUUCCCAUCCGGAUCAUGCAGCGGUCUGUUUCAAGAAAGAUACAGGGUAGUGCUAGCAAGAGCGGCCAGUCCUUUGGCAGAUUGUCUUGAAAUAUAUUGUCUGGCAAGAGAGUUGUCUCUUCUUAAGUGCAGUUUUAAUUUGCAUUGGGCACGAGUUUGAUCCCCCAUUUUAAUAUAUCCGCUUGAUAACAAUUUCCAUACGCAAAUUUGGCUUGUACGGGUGAAAAUAUUGCAAUUUCAUUUGUUCAAGCGGUGUGUUUCUGUGUUUUUUUACUCAAAAUACAGAACUGAAUUGCCUUGAAUUGAUAUGAAUUUCUUAUGAAAAAUACUUAAUGCA